This is a messenger RNA of Synchiropus splendidus (mandarinfish), 1469 nucleotides long. RefSeq names its product zinc finger protein 432-like. Gene Ontology annotation, cellular component: nucleus. The coding region runs from base 209 to 1288 and encodes 359 amino acids. Lineage: Eukaryota; Metazoa; Chordata; Actinopteri; Syngnathiformes; Callionymidae. The record is from RefSeq and is a predicted model, not a curated record. The transcript has 4 exons.
AUAAAGUAACCGUUGUGAAAUACUUCUUUAAGACGGAAGUUAAUGAUUUACCGUAGAGUGAGUCACAAACGACGAGGGUUUAUUUUGAUGUUUUGAUCCGGAAGUGACGUACGGCCCUUUCGCUCGAUCAACACAGCAUCUUUCCGGUGUUAGGCACAGGUGGACCUGACCCGCUUCUUCAAGUUAAGCGUCUUUCGACUCUGCCACGAUGGCGACCUACAAGUCGUUGCAGGUCCAGGUGACUACCAUCAUGGAGGCUCUGACCAGAGCUGCCGUGACGGAGAUCUGCGGGCUGCUGGACAGCAGCUACGCCGUGUUGCAGCUGGAGGUCCGCCGCAGCCGCUCGGAGAACGAGGAGCUGAGACGGAAGCUGCAGCUGCUGGAGGGAACCCUGGACCCGGCAGGAAGCACAAGCCAACAGAAGGAGCCUGAGCGAGGACCUGGACUCGAGACCUCAGCGAAGCGGGCCACCGCAGAGAGAUUGCGAGGAGAGACACCAUGCAGCGAAGGCGGCUUGGUCUUCAUCAAGAAGGAGGUGAUGACAGAGGAGGAUCAAGACGGUUUAGUUUCUGCAGGUUCGGAGGUCCGGUCAAUCAAAGAUGAGGGAGACGAUGGACCUUCUAUGACCAUGGAGACGCCAGCUUUGUCAGCAGACCAAUGGGAGAACUCGGCAGAUCAAGUCCAUUCUCAGCGGUCCAGAGACAUCACCAGUCCUGCAGGAGGCGCCGCUGAGGUUUCACCCAAAAUAGAGUUUGAGAACACGUCAGACUCAGGUGGAGAAGGUUCGUCCGGGGCUGUAAGGGAAGGUUUCAGAUCUGAACAGGGACCAGGCGACUCGAUGAACAGCACCAUUGUUUAUGAAGACCACGUCUCACCGUGGACCAGUACCGAGCAGCUCAGAUUCCUCCCGGCCUCCCUGUGUCAGAACCUGAAGCCAGACCGCUACUUGUCGGACCGUGCGCUGGGCGUUGGUCCGUCCACACUGAACGUUGUGGACCUGGGAAGUUAUUGCCAAGAGCGGCGUUUUGGAUGCCGGUUCUGCGGCAAGCGCUUCACGUCGUCUCGGAUCCUGGAGACGCAUGUGCGAGUGCACACAGGCGAGCGGCCGUACAGCUGUGCGCAGUGCGGGAAGCGCUUCACUCAGUCAGGUCACUUGAAGACGCACCAGAGCGUCCACACCGGUGAGCGGCCGUACGCCUGCCAGCACUGUGGCAAGAGGUUCGCUGCCAAACAGAACCUGCGGAUCCACCAGCAGAAGCACCACCCGGCUCAGCCUGGCGGCAUCUAGAGCCGGGGGCGGUCCACAGGACGUGUAAGCUGUGAUGCCAAAGAUAAUCUGGAGCACCGAAUCAGUAAAAUCAAGACAGUUCAUGUCUGACCUCCAGAACCUUAAGUCCAGACACCAGAUCUCUGCAUUGUGUUGAGUUGUAUUCUGGAAAUUAAAACUCAUCUUUUGUUGGGAGUUUCAA